This is a messenger RNA of Grus americana (Whooping crane), 3113 nucleotides long. It is a transcript of the gene CTCFL, whose product is annotated as CCCTC-binding factor like. Gene Ontology annotation, biological process: regulation of transcription by RNA polymerase II. Bases 488 to 2272 code for a protein of 594 amino acids. The record is from RefSeq and is a predicted model, not a curated record. Lineage: Eukaryota; Metazoa; Chordata; Aves; Gruiformes; Gruidae. Gene Ontology annotation, cellular component: nucleus. The transcript is spliced from 14 exons. Gene Ontology annotation, molecular function: DNA-binding transcription factor activity, RNA polymerase II-specific; RNA polymerase II transcription regulatory region sequence-specific DNA binding.
AUUAUGAAUGACAGAUCAAGAGACUCUAAGUUUGUAGAGGCAGCUCUGAACAGGAGCAUAAAAGAUGUACCAUUAUGCCUGCUAUACCAUAUUUCUGCUACCAGUUCCUGGUGGAGAGGCAUGGGGCUAUCUGGUUUUGGUCUUCAGGUGAUGAUUCGUCACUGUAGCAGGGAAGAAAACUCUAAGAUUUAAGGUUUUUGGUGGUGCCUGAAGAAGUGCUUCAUCUAUGUGAAAGUGGGAUGCUAAAAGAACAAGUUGACAACAUCACCAGAAAGUAAAGCAAAAAGAUUUCAACCAGUGAUGGUGUGAAGGAGGUUAUCUACUGCUGUCAUUAUUGAGAGAGGCAAUAUCUCACUGCAAAACAGGUGAUGAAGGUUCACUCAGCAAUGUACGUGGCCUUAGGGCUGCUGGAGCUUUUCACCAAAAUCGAGGGUGUGGAAAAAACGGGGACAGACGAGAAGAGCACAAUGGGGACAGCAUAACCCAAAUGAAGGAGAGGAGCUGUGCCAGUGACCCCAGUGCGGGACUCAACAUGUGGACGGGGGCAAGAGUUCCUCUGGAGUGGUCCCUGUCUCCUGAAGAGGGUGAAAAGCACUUUCUGACAUUACAGACGGUGUGUCUGAAGGCAGAGGAAGAGGACUUGCAGCAGAGGAUGGCGAGGGCAGCGCCGGCCAGGGCAUUUGUGGUGCAGCAAGGGCAGGGUGUGCUGCACAACGUGCCGGCGGGCAUGGCUCUGAGUGUGCGGGAAGGGAUCUGUGGGUUCUGUGAUUUAGGGCUGACGCAGAUUAAUGUUUCUCAAGAAGGGCAAGUGAAGAGUUCAGAAAGCAAGCCAACUGACAAACCACCAGACACGCUACUGAUUGAGAUCGGCAGAGAUAAUGAUAUUAUUGAGUUUGAAAAUAAGGUCCAGCAACUGACCCCAUCUGAAGAUGGGGGAGAAAAGGAACUUUUUUUCACUCUUGGAGAAACAAAGAACCAGAGCUGCAAAGCCAGGGGUGAUUUGUCAGACUCCUGCGAUGACGGUAAAGAGCAGGAACAUGCAGCUCCCUCAGAACAAUCAGUUGUAAGAAAUCCCAAGAAUCUAAAAUUUCAGAUUUGUGCUCUGCAUCAGAAAAAAGGAGAAAAAGCAGUUUUCAACUGUGGUUUGUGCACGUUCACCUCACUCAGAAUAUCAAGUCUUAAACGUCAUAUGAAAACCCAUUCUGAUGAGAAACGUCAUGUGUGUCACCUCUGCCUUAAGGCUUUUCGUACAGCUACUCUCCUGCAUAACCAUGUGAAUGUACAUACAGGGACCAGACCCUAUAAAUGCAAUGACUGUGAUAUGGCAUUUGUGACCAGCGGUGAGCUUUCACGACACAGGCGCUACAAACAUACUUUAGAAAAACCUUUCAAGUGUUCAGUUUGUAAAUAUUCUAGUGUAGAAGCAAGCAAAAUGAAACGACAUAUUCGCUCACAUACAGGAGAGCGUCCUUACGCCUGUGACCUUUGCAGUUACGCUAGCAAAGAUGCGUAUAAACUGAAAAGGCACAUGAUAACUCAUUCAGGUGAAAAACCCUAUGAAUGUUAUGUUUGCCAGGCCAAAUUCACUCAAAGCGGUACCAUGAAAAUCCAUAUGUUACAGAAGCAUGGAGAAAAUGUGCCAAAAUACCAGUGCCCACAUUGUAGUACCUUUAUUGCACGAAAAAGUGACCUGGGUGUCCACUUGCGAAAUCUGCAUUCCUACAUGGCAGUGGCAAUUAAAUGCAGUUACUGUGAAGCUGUUUUUCAUGAGCGCUAUGCUCUUAUUCAGCACAAGAAGACUCACAGAAAUGAGAAAAGAUUCAAAUGUGAUCAGUGCAGCUACAUAUGUAAGCAGGAACAACGCUUAACUGUACAUAAACGAACCCAUACUGGUGAGAAGCCCUUCACUUGCUUGUGCUGCAGCAAAAGCUUUCGACAGAAGCAGCUGCUCACUCUUCACUUUAGGAAGCACCACGAUUCUACUAUUAAGCCUACAGUUUAUGAAUGCCCUACAUGUGGUAAGGGCUAUUCACUCCAGAAUAAUAUGCAUAAGCAUGCUGAAAAUUGUGGAUUGGUGAGGGCAAAACCUGCUACACCCAGAAAAAGAAGCAAGGGCAAAAAUAAAAUCCAUGAGAACUCAAAGCGUGUUAACCAAGAAGUUGACCUGGAAUCUUUCCAAGACAUCUCCACUGUGAAGAAUGAACAUUGUGCCAGUGAGAUUGUUCUUGGUUUAGAUGGAACAGAAACAGCAGCCCUGAGAGAACAGAAAUGACUUGUGAAAUGGUUCUCAACACGAUGGACAAAUAACGCACAAACAGACUCUGGUCUUCCUUGUUUUCACUGGUUGUAACUGACCGGUUCAAAGAAUGUAACUACGUCCAGUUAGAAAGCUAGAAAAGACACUGGUUGAAGCCCUUCUGUGCUGGUUUUUCUUGUUGCGAUUUCUACUGUGUAUCCUAAUUAACAUUGCUAAAGCAUGAAAGUUAUAGGGAACCUUCACCUCUAUUAUUACAUAUGUGUAAUAACAGAAUGCAGAAAAAAAAUAGCUAAUUUCAGAGUAAUUUAUGAAAAAGUAGAUAGAUUUGUUUCACCUUGCAUUUCAUUUUUCUUCCAGAUUUACUCACAGAAUUGCAUGCUGAGCUGAUGCAAAUUUAUUCCUCAGUAGCUCUGUAGAAUUGAGAGCUGCAUGAACUUCCGUCUAUUUGUGCCUUCCUAAGGUGAGCACGUGAAAGCAAGGAUUUUUUUUAAUGCAAGGAGCAAGGUGUUAUUUGAGUGUUUAAUAAAGUUUCCUAAUUAUUGUUUGUGGCCAUUUUCAUAAUGGUAAUAUUUAUCCAGUUGCAGAAAGUUAAAGACUUGGUCUGGCUGCCUUGUCAGUAACAGGACUUCAGGAUACUUUUGUCCAUGAUAAUUGCUGAAAUACUACUGUUGACUUUAUUCUUGUUGUGCAGUUUUCAUUUGUGUCAUAAAUUCUAAGCAACAGAUGUCUUUGUUAAAAUUCAUUUUAGAGAUUGUAUAAAUUACUUGAUCAGUUUUCUGAAUAUAUAUUGUUCACUUGAAUUGUUGUUAAUAACAAAGCUGACUCAUUUUGUGCUGACAUCUGAAAAUCAGCCUAC